Molecule: messenger RNA, 5676 nt
Organism: Magallana angulata
Lineage: Eukaryota; Metazoa; Mollusca; Bivalvia; Ostreida; Ostreidae
Product: tubulin polyglutamylase ttll6-like
Exons: 25
Coding region: 960-4616 (1218 amino acids)
Biological process (GO): microtubule cytoskeleton organization; protein polyglutamylation
Cellular component (GO): cilium
Molecular function (GO): tubulin binding; tubulin-glutamic acid ligase activity
Source: RefSeq, a predicted model, not a curated record
UGCAUAUUAAUUCAUGUACCCAGCACCUGAAUUAGUUUACCCAUAAAUUAAGUUAUUAUUGAUUCCUUGAUUUGUCUUUGUGACCAAGCCAUUUAGUUCCAAAGCAAGGGUUGAUUGUGAUUUAAAUAUCACUACCUGAGGUAUAAAAGGUCUGCUCAAUAAAUUCAGUGUUCAACCGGCUUGAUUUGCUGCCAAUCCAUAAUGAAUGUGUGCCGUAUUGUAGUCAGUACUGAAAUUCUCAACAACAGCCAAAGGAGUGUGAAUUUAAAUAUAAUUGUGUCUUAAAUAGGAACAAGUUGGUUUAGUGUAGUUUCAAUCUGAAGUCUAUAAAUCUGAUGAAAAUUAUUACAAUUGAAGUUUUGAAGUUCAAAUAUUAAAGAUAUAUGAAGCAAAGCUUAACCUGGCAAGCACUUUGUUUGCCUUUUGGCAUGAAUUCAAUUCAUAUGCCAUAUAGUCAUUGUCAAUAUUAUCACUAAAUAUUGGAACACAGUGCAGAAAUGGACAAAAGAAUUUUAGUGCCAUUUAUUUUGAUGCCAGUGUGUUUUUGAUGAAACAGUGCCUCUUUGAUAGCAAUUUUUUUAUCACUCCUUUGGAAUUUUAUUAUAACAAGCUGAAUUUAUUGGAAUUUACUUAAUUCUAUACUGGAUAUUACCUUCACUAGUGCCCUCCAUCUGUCAAUAAGUGUCAUAAUUUUGGAUGUGUGUAAAAUAAAUUGUGGAAAUUGAUUUUUUUCAUGUUGGAGUGCUCAUAUGGAUUAAAACAUUUAUACAUGCUAGUGUUGUGUGGAAAGAACAAUUGAAUGGUAUGGUGAUUGAAUACAUUUAAACUUGAUGUUCUUGUUUGGAGGAAUGUGCGAGAUAAUCUAUACCUUACAUUUUAAGAGCUUUCUACACAUUGAAUUGGUGUUUUAUGUAAAUUUGACAAAUGUCUCCUAUACAGCAGGUUAGAAGAGGUAGUUGAUGACCAUGUCUGACCCAGAGGCUCCGCCCCACGAUGAAGACCAAUCAGAACAUAGCUAUGGGGAGGAGGAAGAGGCAGCACAGAGCAGUGAGAGUUCCGAGGGUGAGAGUGAGGGGGAAGACUCUGGGUACGAGGCCAAUGCUGGGGAGGGGCUACUGACCCUGAUGGAUGGGGACUCCAUCCUCAUUCAGCAGCCGCCCAUGGGAGAGGACGAGGAGGAGGGUGAUGAUGAUGCUAAGUCCUGUCAACUGUCAAGUAUUGUGAGUGCUGCCAGUACUAGCAGUGUCACAUGUGAUACAGGGAUCAGCACCCAGGCCGAUGAUGAGACGGAGUACGAGGGUGAGGGACUGACUCCGAGUGGCCCACCCCCCACAGACACAGAGAAAAAAAUGGACCAGGACAAAAAGAUUGUCAAGAAAAAGAAAAAAAAGAAAAAGAUAUACUACAUAUGUUUGACAAACUGUAAAUAUGACGUUGUGAGGCGCGUUUCCCGUAAGUUUGGGUUUAAGGAGGUGUCUGAUGACGAGGACUGGACCCUGUACUGGACCGACUACUCCGUGGCCCUGGAGCGGGUCAUGGAGAUGAAGAAGUACCAGAAAAUUAACCACUUCCCAGGAAUGAGUGAAAUAUGUCGGAAGGAUCUGCUGGCCAGAAACUUGAAUCGAAUGAAUAAAAUGUUCCCAAAGGAGUACAAUAUCUUCCCCAAAACUUGGUGCCUUCCUGCUGACUAUGGUGACUUCUUAGCCUAUACAAGACAGAAGAAGAACAAAACCUACAUCUUGAAGCCGGAGACGGGCUGUCAGGGGAGAGGAAUCUGGGUCACACGGAACCCCAAAGAAAUCAAACCUCACGAACACAUGAUCUGUCAACAGUACAUGGCCAAACCAUUUCUGAUUGACGGUUUUAAGUUUGAUUUGAGAAUCUACACAUUAGUGACUUCCUGUGAUCCACUUAGAAUAUUCCUCUUCAAAGAUGGACUGGCCAGGUUUGCCACCAAUAAAUACAUUGAGCCCACGCAUAACAAUGUGGAUAAUGUAUUUAUGCAUUUAACAAACUAUGCCAUUAACAAACACAGUGAAGACUUUAUUCGAGAUGAUGAAGCAGGAAGUAAAAGGAGAAUUAGUACAAUAAAUAGAUAUCUCAGGGACAAGGGCUAUGAUGUGGACAAAAUGUGGGCAGACAUUGAUGAUGUCAUCAUCAAGACAUUGAUCUCAGCUCACUCCAUCCUAAAACACAACUACCGCACAUGUUUCCCUAACCACGUCAAAGGCAGUGCAUGUUUUGAGAUCUUAGGGUUCGACGUCCUCUUAGAUCGCAAACUCAGACCUCAAGUGUUAGAGGUGAAUCACUCCCCAAGUUUUAAUACAGACUCUGAGCUGGAUCGAGAAAUAAAAGGUGCUCUUGUGUGGGACUCUCUAAACUUAGUCAAUUUUGGUGCUUGUGAUAGACGAAAGUGUAUAGAAGAAGAAAAACGGAGAAUUAAAGACCGACUACUUGGGAGAGGGGUCAAAAAGGAAACAAGAGAGGAAUUAGAAAUUGCUCAGGCCCAGUACUUAGAAGUUCUGGAGAGGUAUGAGAACAAUCAUCUAGGUAACUUCCGUCGGAUCUACCCCAACCCAGGGUACGAGAAAUAUGAGAAGUUCUUCCAUAGCAGUGGCAGUCUCUUCCAGGAGACGGCAGCCUUCAAAGCCAGGAGUGAAAUGGCUAGACAACAGAGAGAUGAAAUAGCUCGAAAAAAAGAGAAAAUGGAGUCAAUGUUAAAGGGGAAGAGGAAUUCAUCGACAGGGCUACGGCCCGAAAGUCCGAGCAGUAGGCGGAAGAGAUCCAUUAAGCGAGCUAUCGUGCCUACACGCAGAUUGACGAACGCUCGGGGAAACAUGGAGGUGUGUUUAAAAUUUCCAUUGGUUAAUCGGCCCGAUUCACAGGUGUAUAAUCUUCAACAGGUGUUUCUAAAUUUUCCACUGCAUACUCGUGACCAGAUUCUGGGCAGUGAAUCAAGCAGUCAGAUGUGUGAUGAUCCAGUCGACACGUCCAAACCUCUGGACAUUUUAGAGGAAGAGGAACUAGAAAGGAUCUCUGGGCUUCUCCAGCGGGACAACCUUGUCCGUGGGCUGGGAAUCGUAGAGCACGUGUAUCGUCUGCUGCACUGUACCCCGGGAACCAUGGGGGUCCUUAAAACUGACACCCGGUCUCUCCCCCCUCCCCUGGUACACAUACAAACGAAUACCAUAGUGACUAGGCCCGGCUCCCAGGAUCAUCAGAGAUGGCUGUGUUCUAACCGACCAACCGAAUCCUGCCUCGCCGGAAGGUCCGCCCCCAUUAGAAUUAAAGACAGACAGUAUUACAAAAAACUUUUGGAUAGAUAUUUUGGGCACAAUCAUGCCCUAGCUAACGAAAGUCUCGGUAAAGCAGAAAAAAAAUUGCUUAGACAAACGGCACAGACUCAAAUGAAAAUGAAUGGGUAUCAGGGCAACAUGUUCUGUCCGUUGCGAGACGACCGACAGUUCCCCCAUGUUAGGUUGUCCUAUAGUACAAGUGAUAGGAAGGUGGUACUCAGCCACCAGACAUCGCGCCCCGAUGACUCCGAGGCAGAGGAACUCUUUGAUUUGGAGAGUGGUCGUGACUACGAACUAACACACAGAGGUCUUCACUUCCUUAACCCCUGCUACCACAGUACCUCCUCCCUGCACACUGCAUUAGGUCAAGCCACAGCACUGCACCCCAUAACACACCUCACUGCUUCUACUUCCAAACUUCCCCUCCCCAUUAACAGGGAACCUGUCCCCCCUAAUCCUCUGGCCAACCCCCCUCUGAAAAACUCCCUCAGUUACACCCACCUUGAACCUUUCUCUCAAACAUCUGCUCCUUUGUACACUCAGCCAAGCUAUGGAUCCGGACGUAGCACCACCUCAUGGCAAGCCAAGUCCGGCAGCCUGGGCAGCCUCAAUGAGAAGACGGUGCCCUCGUACCAGGCAUCAGAUGUACACAGGCUUCAAAUAUGGCGUCUUGUAACCCCAAGAUGGAAAAAGCGAAGUAAGUUUGUGAGGAAACCUCUAGGUGGCAGCAAUCGUGCUACAUCUACGACCAUUAUUCAGGACUCAGAGUUCCGCAGUAACAUGGCACACUUAAUGGAUACGGAAGCGGAGCGGAAUCGGCUGCUGGCUCGGAACGGAUACGGAUCAGACUGGAGAUCCGACUCCACGACUCCCAGCAGUCUACAGAAACGCACGCUCAGUGCACAUGGUCAACGAAAGGAAGGUUGGCGAGCUUCACAGCCAACAAACCAAACAUUGUGGCAGUAUCAUUUAGAUCACAUUGAAACCGACUCAAAUAGUGGCAAAACUUGUGUCGAGCUUCCCCCGCCAGUAAACCUGCCACGCGUCUCAUCCAAUCACGGUCCGGCGGGUUUAUCAGUGGUGUCGGCCCCUGCCCCGGUAAUGCAGCGACCGGAACUAGGACGACCCGAUACCAAGUCAUCCGGAACGUCCUCUGCUCUGAGCAGGGUGGGAUCUCAACAGUCCAUGCCUUUAGAACCCCAACUCGGGAUGGGAACUAGCACACGGUCUACAAAAUCACAGAGAAUCCGGGGAGCGUCCAACAGCCUUCGCUUGAGACAGCUAGAGAUGAGAGAGAAUCACGCCAUUGUGUUCAGCUGAGGCUGACCCAGGUGGUUGUGAUAGAGAUUUUGUGUCCAUGUGUUAGUUGAUGCACUCCUAUGGCUUCAAGUCAUGUGAAUGUUCCGACCCCUCCUGUGACAGUUAUCUGUCCUUACGAGCUGUGAUAUCCUCAUCCUUUCAUUGCUUUUAUUCACAUUUUAGAUGAUAUUGAAGUUCAUGUCACAACGUGAAAGGGUAUGUUAUAUAUACAGUCUGAGCUCCUCAGAUUUCAUUAUUUUGCAUUUUUUACCUUCAGGACAUUGUCAGAAGUUUAAUUUAUGAGUGAAUGUGACAUUUGUUAAAACCUCACUUUUCUUACUGUAAAUACAUUAGAAAUACAUGCAUUGUAAUGUGUGAAUCUGUGAUACGUUCAUUCGUGUUUGUGAUACGUUAUACAAAGAAACAAUGUUAAUUAUUCUGCAUCAGUGUAUAUAUUAUACAAUAUUUAUAUAAAUGUUAUUUAAGUCUGCCAAUAACCUAAUCUAUACUUAAAUGUAUGUGUGCCAAACUCUUACAUAGUAAUGUUUUCUUAAAGUCAGGUUUUCUGUGGUGUCCUUUUGAGAAUGUGGUUAUAAUUAGACUGCAUGUGUGUGAGUGAUCUCCCCUAGAAUUUGCCCAGGGAAUGUGUCAAAAGACAGUUUUACCAUUUAGGCGUGAAAAUUAAUUGUCAUCACUUAAUAAAUUAAAAAGUAGUGGACCCAGGAAUAGAACAUCAGCUGUAAUGCCCUCUGUGCAGCUUUGACACCAACGUUCCAAUAAACAUCAGUAUAAUGUAUAUUAAAACAAAUUGGUCUUGCCAAACAAUGAAUAGUAUUAUUUUCUGUGUUGUUUAGUUUUGUAGUGGUAUUAAACUUUUUGAACCAGGACUUGUUUAAAGUAUAGAUGAAUGUAAUCUAGAUGAUUAACUACAUUUUCCUGGACAAUAUAAUAUAUGGCUGUCUUAUUAUUCCGUCCAUCGAUGAAGAAAAUGUCAAAUUAAAGAAUUUGUUUAUGAUAAGGAUGUGUCUUUUAAACUAAUACUUUGAUAUUGAAUUAAUAAAUAAACUCAUUAUUAAACUGA